GCUGUUGUACUAACUGAAAUAAAUGAAUCUGCGGGCUGCUCACCUCUGGCCUGCUUUUACCCGACUCCUGGGGACUGUGUGGUGACUCCAUGCCUCCUGCUCCCACCACGCUCCUUCUCUCAGAAUGAAUCCACAACAUCUGGUGCCCAACAUGACUGGGAGACAGUGUGUCAGACUUGCUGAUGUGUCAACAACAUGGAACCAGGAAAUCGAACAAGUAUUUUAGGAUUUUUACUCCUGGGCUUUUCUCAAGACUCAAAGCACCAACCUCUGGUAUUUGGUUUGUUCCUGCUCAUGCUUGUGGUCACGGUGCUUGGAAACCUGCUCAUCAUCCUGGCCAUCGGCUCCCAUGCCCGCCUCCACACGCCCAUGUACUUCUUCCUCUCCAACCUGUCCUUGGCUGACAUCUGUUUCAUCUCUACAACCAUCCCAAAGAUGCUGCAGAACAUCAAGACUCAGAGCUAUUCCAUCACCUUUGCAGGCUGCAUCACUCAAAUGUACUUCUUCAUGGUUUUUGGGGGCAUGGACACACUUCUCACCUGGAUGGCCUACGAUCGCUUUGUGGCCAUCUGCCACCCCUUGCACUACCCAGUCAUCAUGAAUCCCCGUCUCUGUAGCCUGCUGGUUCUUGUAUCCUGGUGCAUCAGUCUGUCGUGUGCCCUGAUCCAGACCCUGUUGAUGCUGAGGCUGUCCUUCUGCACCAGGUGGGUAGCUGCACACUUUUAUUGUGAACUUGCUCAGGUCCUGGUACUUGCCUGCUCUGACACGUUCAUCAAUUACACCCUGCUCUACGUGGUGACUGCUGUUCUUGGCUUUGUUCCCCUCUCAGGGAUCCUUUUCUCCUAUAUGCGAAUUGUCUCCUCCAUUCUGAAAAUUCCAUCGACUGGUGGAAGAUACAAAGCAUUCUCCACCUGUGGGUCUCAUCUAACUGUGGUUUCUCUGUUCUAUGGGACAGGCCUUGGGGUGUAUCUCAGUUCUGACGCCUCGUCCUCUUCCUGGAAGGGCAUGGUGGCCUCGGUGAUGUACACUGUGGUCACUCCCAUGUUGAACCCCUUCAUCUACAGCCUGAGGAACACGGACAUUAAGAGAGCUUUACAAAGUCUUCUCGGGUUCACACUCCAUGUUCAGUGAUUGGAACAUCGUUCCUGGAUUUGGGAGCUGCCGGAAGUCACAGCAGUGGGACAAAUAUAUGCCGCCUCUGAACUGUACAGAGUUUUGAUGCUUACCCACUCUGUUUCUCCAUCUUUGGUCAAAACUACCCUGUGAGUACUUGGUGUGAAGCGUAUGGUGAUUCCUGUUACCCUUUUUCUACUCACUUCUUCCCUUCCCUUUACAUUUUUACAUUAUUACACAUUGGUUGGAGUUUGCACUCCUGCAUGUCAAUACAAUCAUUCAAGUGAGAUUCAGAAACUACUGCUUUUAAGUGAAUUCACUUUACCAUUAACCAGAGCUGUUUCUUACCAAAUUCAUUCACUCGACAAUAUUUACUGGAAUCUAUAGUGUACCAGAUCUUCUAGGUAACUGGGAUACAGCUGUGAAAAAAUUUGGGCGAUUGGAUACUGGGUACCAAAAUAUAGUGAGAGAGAAGUAAGAAAUUCUAGUGCUCUACAUUACAGUGGGGUGACUAUCAUUCACAACAGUAUUUUAUGAAGGAGUAGAACACAAGAGCUUAUAGGUUCCAAAUACAAAGAAAGCAUAAGGCAAUGGAAACCUAGCUACCUUAUGUGAGCGUGUUGUCUAUAUGAAUUAAACAUUAUACUUGGGGCUGGUGCAGUGGUGCAGUGAGUAAAGCUGUUGCCUGUGGUGCUGGUGUCCCACGUGGGUGCAGGUUUGAAUCCUGACUCUGAUCCAGCUCCCUGCUAAUGUGGAUGUUGUAUACACUGCCAGAUAUCACUCAGCUGUAAAAAAGAAUGAAAUUCUGUCUUUCACAACAAAAUGGACGCAACUGGAAAUCAUCAUACUUAGUGAAAUAAGCCUAUCCCCACAAGACCAAUACAUAUGUGUUUCAUGAUCUGUGAUAACUAUUAUAGUACACAAAAUGUAUUGUAUGAUUAUUUGCAUUGCAAUAUGCAUAAAAUUAUUCAUGUACAUUAACUGUUGGGAGGAAAUGGCUUAAAGUCUAAAUGAACUUAAUUAUCUUAUAAACACACAGGAAAUAUUUAGGUGUUACUUUGUCAUUGGUUCUAUUUUACUGAAAAAAUUAUGAAUGAUUAAAUGACAAAAAACCACGAAUAUGGGUGAAAUGGUCAUUUUUCCAUUCAAUUGUUGUUUAAAGCUAUUAUCUAUAUUCUUACUAAACUAUAUUCUUUUUGCUUUUUACUUAAGCUUUAUAUUCAGUGAAGUAGUAAGCCAGUGUACUGUAAUGUAAAUUUAAAAUAUGUCAUCUCAAAAACUAAAAACAAAGAAAGGUAAAAGGAAGGAUGGUAGGAAGGAGGGAAAAAGGGAGGGAGGGAGGAGGGGAAUUUCAUUAUGUUCUUAGCCUUACAUCCACAAAUCAUAUUGAAUCUGUUAAAAUUAAUUAAAAUUAAAAUGAACAUAAUAAAAGACCUUUGAAGUCUUCCCAUGACCCACUUUACCUCCCUCCACUUUCUCACCCUCCAAUAUACCCAUGAGCAUAGGCUCAUAAGAUGACAUAUUCCAUUUAGAUGACACCUCAUGGUUCUGUUUAUUCAACAAGAAAUUCUCAUCUGCUUUAGGAUAGAGACCCUUGGGAGAUCUGACCACAGGAGAGCUUUAGGCUAAGCAGAAAAUGCUUAGGUUUCUGAAGGACCUUCCAGAGAAUUAGGAAACCUCAGGGUUACAGAUUCUGGCCUCAAUGAAGGGGAAUUUCCACAGUGCCUCCAGGCAGCAAUGGAGAACUCUGGCUACAGCCAGAGAUUUCUCUCUUCUUGAUUAGGCCUCUCUGCAAGGUCACCAGGUUAGAAGCUUGGAGCUCUUAGCCUUGGCCAAGCCAGUGAUGGCUCUGAGGGCCUCCCAGUCACUUCAGAGUCCUCAUCUGGACCCAGAUUCAGUUCCCAAGCUUUCUAUCAUCCACAAACAUCAUUCAACACAAUGAUGCUGGGGCCAGUAUUGUAGCACAGCAGGUUAAAUCACCAACCCCAAUGCUAGCAUCUCAUGUGACUGCAGGUUCCUGUCCUUGCUGCCCACUUCUGGUCCAGCUCUGUGCAACUGUACCUGAGAAGGCAGUGGGUGAUGACCCAAGUGCCUGGGCUCCUGCCAUCGGUCUCAGUGUGGAGACCUGGAUGGAAUUCCAGGCUCCUGGCUUUGGCCUGGCCCAGCUCUAGCAGUUGUGGCCUUUUGGGGAGUGAACCAGGGGAUGGGUGAUCCCUGUCUGUGUCUCUGCCUCUCUGUAACUCUGCCUUUCAAAUAAAUAAUUUUUUUCAGAAAAAUGAAAAAUAGAAAAUACCUCCUAAGUGCUAGUUAUUCUUUAAUGAUUCAGAUAGCACCAUGCACUAAUGCCAUCUAUGGGAUCAGUGAUAAUGUAUGAUUUUGUGUAUUUGGUCCAAGUAUACAUAUUAAAUCUUUUUUUUGACAGGCAGAGUGGACAGCGAGAGAGAGAGACAGAGAGAAAGGUCUUCCUUUGCCGUUGGUUCACCCUCCAACGGCCGUGGCAGCACCACGCUGAUCCGAUGGCAGGAGCUAGGUACUUCUCCUGGUCUCCCAUGGGGUGCAGGACCCAAGGACUUGGGCCAUCCUCCACUGCACUCCCUGGCCACAGCAGAGAACUGGCCUGGAAGAGGGGCAACCAGGACAGAAUCUGUGCCCCGACUGGGACUAGAACCCGGGGUGCUGGCGCCACAAGGUGGAGGAUUAGCCUAGUGAGCCAGGGUGCCGGCCACUUAUUAAAAUUUAAAGUAGACCAGGUCCUGGUUAGGAUCAAUAUUGGACAAGAAUUUUAAAAGGUAGCCUGCUUUUUUGAGUAUGCAUCUCGUUUCAUAAAAGCACAAAAUCAGAAAAAUGUUGAAAAUUUAUGAAGAUGAAUGGAGCAUAAAAAAACUUUCUCAUUAUGAACACUGCAUUUAAUAUAUUUUUAAAGAUUUAUUUAUUUGGAAAGCAGAAUUAUAGAGAGGCAGAAUCAGAGAGAGAGAGAGAGAGAGAGUGAGUGAGUUAGGUCUUCCAUCUGCAGGUUAACUCCCCAGUCGGCUGCAAUGGCUGGAGCUGCACUGAUCUGCAGCCAGGAGCCAGGACCUAGGACCUUCUUCCAGGUCCCGCAUGGGUGCAGGGGCCCAAGCACCUGGGCCAUCUUCGACUAUUUCCCAAGACACAGCAGAGAGCUGGAUUAGGAGUGGAGCAACGAGGACUCGAACCAGCGCCCAUAUGGAUGCUGGCACUGCAGGCGUUGGCUUUACCCGCUAUGCCUCAGCACUGGCCCCUGAAUUUUAUAAAGUCCAGAUAAUGCACCCCCAGCAAUCAAUAGAAAUGAUCAAUAUUUUAUAUUUGGGAUUUUUUGCAUAGUAUUUGAAUAAAACAGGGCUGAAAGUUAUUUUCCUCUGAUUAGGAUGAAAGGUGGAAUGACGCUGUUUAUAUUUUGUCUUAAACAUUUUACUGCAAUCAUGAACUUAUCACACAUAUUCCUGUUCUUCUAACACUCUUUAGCUGAGUGACUCUAAAGUUAACUAUAUACAGGAAAGAAAAUGAACAAUGAAACAAUGCUAAGAAGGUUGAUUUUUUUGCCACUAAGAAAUAUUGCUGAAAUGUAUGGAUCUCAAAAAUAGAAACCUUACUUGUAAAUUGCUCUAAUCCAAAACAUAGACACAGGGCUGGGUACUGGAUGCUUAUUUCCUUUUCUUUUUAUUGUGGAACUUGCAUUACGAAUAUAUUGCUCUGCUGACAGUCUCCUGUGAGACCCUCUUGUGCUCUCUACUUAUCUUCAUUCUUUCCCUUUGGUUCCUUUGAUUUUGUAAUUCCAGGGGCUCAGUCCUUAAGCUGACUGACGUUUCCUCUCUCAUAGAGUGCUCCUGAGCACUAUACUGAACACUUCACAUACCCACCGUGU
This is a messenger RNA of Oryctolagus cuniculus (rabbit), 4996 nucleotides long. NCBI's taxonomy places the organism in Eukaryota, Metazoa, Chordata, Mammalia, Lagomorpha, Leporidae. The record is from RefSeq and is a predicted model, not a curated record.